GUCUGGUUAAAAAUGACUAUAACAUCAUCAUUACGGUAUUGUAAAGAAGAACAGUAAGUACAAAAGAUUUCAUUUGUUGUGUCAAAAAUAAAUCACUUUAUUAUUUCUUAUGUCAUUACAAUCAUUCAUAAAAAAAUAUUAUUUUUGUUGAAACAACAGGCAAAAUUUCAGUACAAUGAUUACAGCAGGUAAAUUUUCUAGACUUGAUUUCGAUGAUUACGGUGAUAGUUUUGAUAAAAAUUUAGAGAGGAAUGUGAGCAGAACUGCGGGAGAGGCCCCACGAAACAAUUUAUUUAACGCAAACUUUUUGGAACCGCUACGACACAGGAAACUUAUGUCCGCUUCCGGUAUACUAUCCACAUUAAAUGUCUUAAGGGAACCCAUUGCAGAUUACCAAAGCAGCAGGGGCAUUGCACGAAAUGAAACCAUUACAUUCAUGAACCUGAUAACUUCACUGAUAUCUCAAGCAUACACAGCAGGGUUGACAAUACUGGUAAUGUUAUGGAAUCUUCUACCACUUGUUGAAGGAUUCGUUUAUUUAAUCAGAUUCAUCCUUGAUAAACUCAUAGAUAUACUGGAAACUGAGGAGCCCAAGGAUAAAGUAAUGAAAACCAUUAUAUUUUGCGGAGAACUUUUCUUAAUAUUAAUAGUCAUAUUUUUAAUAGUCGGGUUAAUUUUCAUGCCAGUUUAUGUCCUAACAGCCAAACUGUUUGGUAAAUUGUGGGGGAUGAUAGUGUGGUAAUGUAGAUUGUAAAUAAAGAGCUUAGGUCUUAAAAAUUGUUUUAAUUGUAUAU
Messenger RNA from Brassicogethes aeneus, 794 nucleotides. The record is from the annotation of a GenBank genome assembly. NCBI's taxonomy places the organism in Eukaryota, Metazoa, Arthropoda, Insecta, Coleoptera, Nitidulidae.